Messenger RNA from Hippocampus zosterae (dwarf seahorse), 1581 nucleotides. It is a transcript of the gene rnft2, whose product is annotated as ring finger protein, transmembrane 2. Gene Ontology annotation, biological process: positive regulation of ERAD pathway. The record is from RefSeq and is a predicted model, not a curated record. The transcript has 10 exons. The coding region runs from base 183 to 1550 and encodes 455 amino acids. Gene Ontology annotation, molecular function: ubiquitin protein ligase activity. Lineage: Eukaryota; Metazoa; Chordata; Actinopteri; Syngnathiformes; Syngnathidae.
CGACAUGCGUCGAGACGAUGACGUCACCCGGAAGUUAUUGACUAAAAAUAACUGCGGCAAGCCGAGCAUCUUUUCCGAAUCGGUAUUAAGAUAGCUCACCUGAAAUAAAAAAAUGAAAUUCACCGGAGGAGGACUCAUUGAUAACAUUAAGGGCCGCUUCGUGUGUUGACGAGCGCCGUGCCAUGCAGAGGAGACACAGUAGCAACACGGAUGGCAUGCCCUCAGAAAGGAGCCGUAGCCAAACUCUGGGAUCAGAGAGCAGUCUGGACGAGGGUGGCGUGUUCGACUGCCUUAAAGCCGACUCGCCCGCAUCGCCCCAGAUCUUUUCUGGCCUGGUGGGCGUCCCGUCCGCCGCCGUCUCUUCUGCCCAGUUCCAGGCGGCCAGUUUAGUGCUGGGCUCGCCGCCGGACGUCUUUGUCCAGAUGACGGCGUCGUCCCGGGAAGAAGGCGGCCCCCGUCGGCCCGAGGGCGGAGCCUUCCUCCCUCGCCCUCCCCAUCACCAUCACCACCCUCAGCCUCAGCACCAUUUCCACCACCCGCCGCUGCAGCACAGGACCUCCUCUCUUCUCCAGCAGGCCACGGCGGUGGCAGCGGCGGCGGGCUCAGAGAGGCACCACCACGGGCCCCGGGAAGAGGUGGGCCCAGAGGACCCGUCCACUCCUGCACCGGCCCUCUCCGAGCUGAAGGCGGUGGUCACGUGGCUCCAGCGGGGCUUCCCGUUCAUCCUCAUCUUGCUGGCCAAAGUCUGCUUCCAGCACAAGCUCGGUAUCGCGGUUUGCGUGGGGAUGGCCAGCACCUUUGCUUACGCCAACGCCACGUUCAAGCAUCAGGUGUCGCUGCGGGAGGAGCGCUCGUUGCUGGUGGCCCUCUGGAUCGGCCUGUUCCUCUCUGGCAACGUGGCAUAUAUUUACUACGCCUUCAGCCAAGAGGAGCUCUACAACAGCCUCAUGUUUUCCAAGCCCAAUCUGGAUGGUUUUGACUUCUUCGACCUCAUGUGGGCGGUGGGCGUCACCGACUUUGUCCUCAAGUUCGUCACCAUUGGACUGAAAUGCUUUGUCCUCUUUCUACCUGGCAUCCUCUUGGCUUUCAAGUCCAGGGGCAAGUUCUACCUGCUGAUCGAGGAGCUGAGUCAGCUGUUUCGAGCUCUGGUUCCCAUCCAGCUGUGGUACAAGUACAUCAUGGGAGACGAGCCCUCGGCCAGCUACUUCCUGGGGGCCACGCUCAUUAUCCUCUACAGCGUCUGCAAGUCGCUUGACAUCUGCGGCCGAGCGGCGGCCCUACGCAAGGCGCUGGUCCUGCUCUGUCACUCUCAGAGUUACGGCGUGCGGGCCGGCGGCCAGCAGUGCAGCGAGGCCGGCGACGUCUGCGCUAUUUGCCAGGCGGAUUUUCGCGAGCCCGUCGCCCUCCUUUGUCAGCAUGUUUUCUGCGAGGAGUGUCUUAGUUCCUGGUUGGACCGAGAGAGGGCGUGCCCUCUUUGUCGCGCCAUCGUCGUGGAGACACUCCGAUGCUGGAAGGACGGGACCACCUCCGCUCACUUCCAAAUCUACUAAAGCGGCAUGGUAAUUAACAAAAAAAUAAUAA